Molecule: messenger RNA, 246 nt
Organism: Colletotrichum gloeosporioides
Lineage: Eukaryota; Fungi; Ascomycota; Sordariomycetes; Glomerellales; Glomerellaceae
Exons: 2
Coding region: 1-246 (81 amino acids)
Source: RefSeq, a predicted model, not a curated record
AUGUCGAAAGAGGAAAUUGAGAAACAACAUCGACUAUUGCUUUUGCUGACAUCCUGCUCUCUUGAUCACAGUGCACUGGCACUCGGCCAACUUGCUUCCGGUGCUCCAUUCAGGGAGGCGACUGCGAAUAGGACACCGAACGGGCUAUGUCUCGCCUGGACACGCUCCGAAAACGAUAUGAGCGGUUCGAAGAGGAGAAUGAGGAUUUGCGCGAACUUAUACGUUACUUAUGCGCUCGACCGCUAG